Cotesia glomerata is the source of this 5922-nucleotide messenger RNA. RefSeq names its product serine/threonine-protein kinase Genghis Khan (gene gek). The transcript is spliced from 19 exons. Bases 216 to 5903 code for a protein of 1895 amino acids. Lineage: Eukaryota; Metazoa; Arthropoda; Insecta; Hymenoptera; Braconidae. Gene Ontology annotation, molecular function: ATP binding; protein serine/threonine kinase activity. Gene Ontology annotation, biological process: actomyosin structure organization; peptidyl-threonine phosphorylation. Gene Ontology annotation, cellular component: cytoskeleton; cytoplasm. The record is from RefSeq and is a predicted model, not a curated record.
CUGGUGCUUGCCAGGGGGUCAACCAAAUAGCCAGGGUCUUGGAGGUGGUGGCGUACAAUGUUUUGUGAUAAUUAAACGGUGCGAUUUAAAUAACCAACUAAACUGUUAAUUACAGUUUAAAAACCUUGGGACAAUAAUGAGUUACAUUGUUGUUGCUUUUUAGGGCAGUUGUCCAGUUAUGUGGCUGUAUACGGAGAUAAACAGCCAGGACGAUAAUGGCAUCAACCAAGGAUCCGGAUAAAGGAUCUAACAGGAUAAAAGCUCAAAUCAUGUCUAAUCCAACGGAACAUUCCUUCCCCAUGGACAUCGUGUCCGGGGGUGUCGCGGGAAGACUUCGUCAAUUGGAGAGUUUAUUCAUCAGUGGUCCGGUUCAAGGUGGAAAAAUAGGUCAUACAUUUUCAAUUGAAACGCUUAUUGAUGUUUUAUUGAUUCUCUAUGAUGAAUGCUGUAAUUCAUCGCUACGCCGUGAAAAAACAGUCUCAGACUUUAUUGAAUUCGUAAAACCGGUGGCUGCGUGUAUCAAAAGUUUACAACUAUGCCGGGAAGAUUUUGAAAUAAUAAAAGUAAUAGGCCGUGGAGCGUUUGGAGAAGUAUGUGUUGUAAAAAUGCGUGAAUCCGAUAAAGUAUUUGCUAUGAAGAUACUGAACAAAUGGGAGAUGUUGAAGCGCGCAGAGACGGCUUGCUUUAGAGAAGAACGAGACGUUUUGGUGUACGGCGAUCGUCGGUGGAUUACCAACCUUCACUACGCCUUUCAAGACGACAACAAUCUGUACUUGGUGAUGGAUUAUUACUGCGGUGGUGAUUUGCUCACUUUGCUUAGCAAAUUUGAGGACAGGUUGCCCGAAGAUAUGGCCCGGUUCUAUAUCGCUGAAAUGGUACUCGCUAUUGGAUCGAUACACGAUCUGCGUUACGUUCAUCGUGACAUUAAACCGGAUAAUGUUCUGCUGGAUGCUAAUGGGCAUAUUCGUUUAGCUGACUUUGGCUCUUGCCUCAGAUUGUUUGAGGACGGUACCGUUCAGAGCAACGUCGCUGUUGGCACACCCGAUUAUAUAUCACCGGAAAUUCUCAGGGCAAUGGAGGAUGGACAAGGCAGAUACGGGCCAGAGUGUGAUUGGUGGUCGUUGGGAGUUUGUAUGUACGAAAUGCUGUACGGCGAGACGCCGUUUUACGCAGAAUCUCUAGUCGAAACUUAUGGAAGAAUAAUGAACCAUAAGAAUUGUUUUGAUUUCCCAACGGAUGACACUUACGACGUGUCCGACGAAGCCAAGGAUCUGAUGAGAAAAUUGAUUUGCAGUUCGGAGUUUAGAUUGGGUCAAAAUGGAAUUGAGGAUUUCAAAAAACACCCGUGGUUCAACGGCGUUAACUGGGACACUCUUAGGGACAGUACAGCGCCUUACAUUCCUGAAGUAUCCUCGCCGACAGACACGUCAAACUUCGACGUCGACGACAACGACGUUCGUAGCUCGGACGCGGUGCCUCCGUCCGCUAACUCGGCUUUCUCGGCCCUGCACUUACCGUUCAUAGGGUUCAGUUUCACCCAGGGGAGCUGUAUAUCUGACCUGGGCUCGCUGACAGUGUUGCCCCCGCGAAAGGACAAGAGCAUCGAGGUCCUCGAGGAAGAAAACAGCCGGCUUUUGCAGUCGAUGGCGGAUCUGAAGAACCAAUUGGCAGUUGGAACAACUAUCACUACUCCGCCAACAGUAUCUCCGGACUCUAACACCGCGACGAGGAAGCUUCAAGACGAAAUAAAUACUCUGACAAAGCGUAAUUGCGAGCUCGAAUCACAAUUAAAGUCACUGGAAACGAAUAGCAGUGCUGCGCAGCGUGAUUUAAGGAGCAAAGAUAACGGUGGAGAUGUAGGCAAAAUACAGGAGCUUGAAAAAUUGAUUAGAGUAUUGCGUGCCGAGAAGGAGGAGGCUACAAAAGAAAAAUUGGAUACUCAGGAGAAAUUAAAGCUUCAGGAUAAGGAAUUGAAGGACGCGUUGACACAACGAAAGCUCGCCAUGGCCGAGUACACUGAGGUUACCGAUAAGUUAUCUGAGUUGAGACAGCAGAAGCAAAAAUUAUCCCGGCAAGUGCGCGAUAAGGAGGAAGAGUUGGAGGUCGUUAUGCAAAAAGUUGAUAGUCUAAGACACGACAUCCGGAAAGCGGAAAAAUUACGGCGUGAGCUGGAAAAUCGCGUUGAGGAAGCCAUGGCGGAAACCAGCAAAGAGAGGAAAUUACGGGAAAGAAGUGAGGAGUAUUGUAAACAGAUGCAAGAGGAAACGGAAAAAAUACGUCAACGGUCUGUUGGUAAUGACGCUAGUGCUAAUCAUGCGCUUGCUACGCAGGAAAUAAAUCGGCUUAAAUCCGAAGUCGAGCAGCUUGAAAUUCAAUACAACGAGAAUUUGAGUCAGCAGCAGAGUCGGUACAACACUGAGAUACGUAGCCUUCAAGAACAACUCCAUGAGGCCGAGAGCAGACGUGAGUUACUUGAACGCGAAGUUCAGGUAACAAAAGAUAAAUUGGAUGCCGCGAGACUUGAAAAUAUUACAGACAGCGAGGAGACGAUAAGUGAAUUAAGCAGACGUCAUGAAAGAGAGAAAAUAAUGCUCGCUGAGGAGAAUAAAAAACUAAUACUCGAGCUGAAUUCUAUGACUGACAGCGUUAAUAGGAUUCAGGGAGAGAGAAGACAGCUUGAAGAGGAGUACGAGGAGCUCAGAAACAAAAAGGAAGCCAUCGCCCAGUGGGAGGCACAGAUUACUGAAAUUAUUCAGUGGGUCUCGGAUGAAAAAGACGCGAGAGGAUAUUUGCAGGCUCUUGCUACCAAAAUGACCGAGGAACUCGAAUUCCUUAAACACUCUGGCGGCGUUGGUGGCGUCGGAAGCACUUCAACUAUGUCUGAUAAAAAUUGGAGGAACCGCAGAUCUCAAAAACUUGAUAAAAUGGAGUUAUUGAAUUUACAGAGCUCCCUUCAGAGCGAGAUUCAAGCCAAACAAGCUAUUUCUGAAGAGCUUACUAAAACGCGCUCGGAUCUCAUUGCUGCGCAAAAGGAAUUACGAGACUUUAGACAACGAAUGGAUUCAAUGUCACACGAAGUAAAGCGCAAAGAAAUGCAAAUCAAGGAGCUUCAAUCACGUGUUGAGACGAAUGAUGGUUCUGUUCUCCUCUCAACCACUGUACCGUCAAGCAAAUUGUCUCCGUCUCCGUCCACCAAGUCUGCGUCUACGUCUACGUCUAGCUCUCCAACAACAAUUACAACAACCAGUACAUCUUCUACUUCAACUUCAGCAAACAAGCACAUCAUCAGAACAAAACCCCAACGAAUCAUCGUACACCAGCCGUCAUCACCCUUACCAGUAAUACGUUCUCCCCGCAUCACAACAUGUCGCUUAUUAACUAGAUUUGCUACGGUCAACUCGAUCAUCAAUCGCAAUGCUGUCGCCAUCGUAUCGUCGCCUGUCUUGGAACGUCCUACAUCCCAAAUGUCGUACCUGGAACACUUUCUCAAGGAAACAGCUGGCAGUACACGUCACGGAAGUGUGGAUAGUGUUGAGGGUGAUAUUGAAGAUAACAGGGCUCCUAGUCUUACGAGCAGUAAAAGUAAUCUCUCUGAACUGAGUAUAGAUCCAACAUCACCGUUAUCUCACGAACUACUAAAUAAAUCGUCAGCUCAUAGCCAAGCAGCCUUACAACCAAAACCAAAAUCACAUCAAUUUUUAGUACGAACAUUUUCAGCCCCUACUAAAUGUAAUCACUGUACAUCGCUUAUGGUGGGCUUAACCAGACAGGGAGUAGUUUGUGAAGUAUGUGGUUUUGCUUGUCACAUGCCUUGUUGUGAUAAAGUACCAGCAAUGUGUCCUGUUCCACAUGAUAAAACCAAAAGACCGCUGGGAAUAGAUCCGACCCGCGGUAUCGGCACCGCUUACGAAGGCUACGUCAAAGUCCCCAAAAUGGGUGGUGUCAAGAAGGGGUGGAUCCGUCAAUUUGUGGUGGUGUGUGACUUUAAAUUAUUCCUGUAUGAUAUAUCGCCCGACAGGAAUGCUUUGCCGUCUGUCUACGUGUCCCAAGUACUGGAUAUGCGAGACUCCGAGUUUGGCGUCAGUUCUGUUCGUGAAUCAGAUGUCAUUCACGCGACUAAAAAAGACAUUCCAUGCAUAUUUAGGAUUACUACGUCUUUAUUGGAACCACCUGGACUUAGGAACCACACUCUGAUGCUCGCUGAUACCGAGAGCGAAAAAACAAAGUGGGUCGUUGCGUUGGGCGAGCUUCAUCGAAUUUUAAAAAAAAAUAAUCUUCCAAAUACAACGGUCUUCCGUGCGAAAGAAUUGUUGGACAACACAUUGGCGGUUGUUAAAAACGUGAUGUCAGGAGCGAUAAUAGAUCCUGAUCGUCUAGUCAUUGGUACCGAGGAGGGCCUAUUCUGUUUAGACUUAGAUCGUAGCGAGGUCGCUAAAGUUGGCGAGGGAAAGAAAAUAUAUUUACUCGAGUACAUUACCGAGGAACAAUUAAUCGUGGUGCUUAGUGGGAAGCAACGUCACGUAAGAUUAGUCCCAGUACGUGCGUUAGACGGUGAUGAAGUUGAAUGGAUUAAAGUCGCCGAAACCAAGGGAUGUAUUACCUUAACUACCGGUCUAGUGAGACGUAAUCCUCUUACCUAUUGUUUAUGCGUCGCUAUUAAGAAACAGAACGCUUCACAUGUUAUGAUUUACGAAAUAACGCGUACGAAAACUCGACAUAAACGAAUUCACGAAUUAAUGCUGCCUUGUCAUGCACAAACUUUACAAGUACUGUCAGAAGGCCGUCUUUGCGUUGGUUAUCCUUCAGGAUUUUCUAUUUAUAGUAUUUUAGGAGACCAUCAUCCUAUUUCAUUGGUCCAUCCAGAGAAUACUUUGCUCGGAUUUUUAACUUACAGUGCAGUCGAUGCAAUGCGUUGUAUAGAAUUACCACGCAGUGAAUUUUUAUUGGUCUUUCAAACUCUAGCUGUUUAUGUUGACAGUCAAGGAAGAAAGAGCAGAGAUCGUGAGAUAAUGUAUCCCGCUGUUCCGACGGCAGUCAGUUAUUGCGAAGGAUAUUUAUUAAUCUACAGCGAAACUCACGUGGAUGUAUUUGACUGCACAACUGGUGAUUGGUUACAAACGCUCAAUGUAAAACGAGCACGUCCAUUAAACAUUUCAGGUUCUCUUACAACUUCUUUGAUCAACGAUAUGCCCUAUGUCAUUCACCUGAGUAAUUUACACCAAAGAGAAUUACUAAAUUUAACACCUGUAGACGGAAGUGGAAGACAAAUAACCAGGCCACGAAGACGAUUUUCACUGCGAGAAGGAAACCGUGGCGUGCGACCGACCGAUCGACGCUCGAAAAUGAUAUCAGCUCCGACGAAUUUCAACCACAUUAGUCACAUGGGUCCUGGCAACGGGAUACAAAUUCAACGAUUGCUAGAUCUCCCGACAACCCUCGAAACCGCUGACCAGCAGCAGUACUCCAGCCACCACAGCGCCUCUCAUUUGCACCAGAACCCGCAGCAACGAUUUUAUGGGCCCGUUCAACCACCCAGCAAACCAGCCCCACUUCCACCUAGACAUCCACCCUCUGAUACUCGUCGACUCAGCUCUCAUAUGUCAAGAAAUUCCGGAUAUUCUCCGCACAAUGGAUCAACAUCUUCAAGACGAGGACCAGCGCCUCCAAGACCAACAGCGACUCCACCAUCAUUGCCCCGAACGCCUGUCGACCAAACAGAGUCCGAAUCGCUGCAUAUGCGUUCGCAUACUCCAUUGUCUCUUGGAAGUAUCGCGUCUUUACAAGACAAAGAUCAUGCUACGGGUGGAAGUCCUCGUCACUCGAUUGCGUCGAACAACAGUUCAAAUCCUUCAACGCCGCCUAGUCCCGCUCACGACCAUGGAUCGUCAUCUUACGACUCUUAAUUAUCUGAAAAAUAAAUAA